AUGGAAUUUCCACGAGAAGGAAAGAACGGUUCAGCCCGAGUCCAGUGCGGAUUCUCCUCCUGCGCAGCGAUGUUCGACGAUCUGUCCGCCUACCCGAAGCCUCCUUACCGCAUCUACCCGCGGCUAUCGCGGUACGAGCAAUGCAUGAGGUAUCACGAGGAUGUGAGGAAGAGCGGUAUCCCCCACAACACGGAGAACCUGCCGUACUACUUCAUCUUCGACUGGGAAUUGAACGGGGAACGGGCCGAGUAUGUCCAAUUAUGGUUCAUGCACAACUGGACCCUCUCCUUCGUCAUUGCUGCUGUCUACCUAAUCCUCGUGUUCUUGGGUCGCCGAUGGAUGCGAUCCCGCCCGCCGUGGAACCUGACGAAGGCGCUGAUAUUGUGGAAUGUCUUCAUUUCUCUCGGCACUAUCAUCGGCCUUACUCGAGCGGUCCCGGAAGUCAUCCGGAGUCUUCGUGGGAAUUCGCUUUACUCCUCACUAUGCUUUGGGAACCAUAUGCGGCACAACCCAGUGGCAGCGAAUUGGGCGCUCGUAUUCGUGCUCUCUAAGGUAGGUGAACUGGGCGACACGGCCUUCAUCAUCUUGAGGAAGCAGCGCCUCAUCUUUCUUCACUGGUAUCAUCACCUCACCGUCCUGCUGUACACGUGGUACUCCUGCGCCCAGGCCAUCCCGGCGGCCCGGUUAGGGGCUACGCUUAACGGCCUGGUCCACGCCUUCAUGUAUUCCUAUUACGCGGCCCGGGCGGCGAAGAUCCGCGUGCCGCGCCGAAUCGCCAUGUUCAUCACGCUCUUCCAGCUGACUCAGAUGGUGUUCGGCAUAUACAUCAGCGUCUACGCCUAUUUGGCGAAGAAGGCCGGACUCCACUGCGAAACUCCAUGGGAAAACAUCUACGUCUCCUUCCUCAUGUACCUCUCCUACUUCUUGCUCUUUCUGAAUUUCUUCUUCCAUGCAUAUAUGAAACGCUCAUCGAGGGCGGUGAAGGCAGAAGUAGCAAAAGGCAAGAGCAUUGGAGAGGAACUCAUGGAAUUUCUCAAAAUCAACUGA
This is a messenger RNA of Darwinula stevensoni, 1047 nucleotides long. Lineage: Eukaryota; Metazoa; Arthropoda; Ostracoda; Podocopida; Darwinulidae. The record is from the annotation of a GenBank genome assembly.